Ceraceosorus guamensis is the source of this 2181-nucleotide messenger RNA. RefSeq lists its product as hypothetical. Gene Ontology annotation, cellular component: extrinsic component of mitochondrial inner membrane. Bases 207 to 2027 code for a protein of 606 amino acids. The record is from RefSeq and is a predicted model, not a curated record. The transcript is spliced from 4 exons. NCBI's taxonomy places the organism in Eukaryota, Fungi, Basidiomycota, Exobasidiomycetes, Ceraceosorales, Ceraceosoraceae.
AUCGUGUUCGUGAAUGAAGGGCAAGCAUCGCUCGUACGUGGCAGCCUUGGCUUACAAUCAGCUCUCCCUCGCCAUUCGCACACCCGUGACCUUUCGUGACCUAGUCAGAGUGAAGCGUGCAGCGAAGUCGACUCGACCUGACCUCGACGUGGCGGAUACGUGAAGCAACGACUGCCCGCCGGUACAAGCUUCAGACUACACGCGGCAUGUCCACCCCGAGAAUAGCCAACUCGCUUCGCCUCGGCGCUGCCCAGGGCAGGCACACCAUUGGCUUCACACUCUUAUAUCGACGCGUGAGCAAUCCGACGUAUCGAUCGGGGAGCGGACGAGAAUGUUGGCAGUCGACUUUGUCUGCAGCGACGCUGACGGCGCACGCUCGCCGGCCAACGUCGAUCUUGCAGUACGGCAGCGCUCGAGCUGAUCAGCAACCCACGCCGCAAGCUCAGCGACGGACUUUCCUCUCAUGGCUUCGACGCAGGACGUCACGAGAGGAGGAGGAUCCAUUCAAGCAAGGACGCUCAAAGCAGCCAAUCUUGUCUCAAGACGAGCUGUUUCACCCUCUGUCCAAAUCGCCCAUCCCUGCCAUGCGAGCGAGAGGAGAGAGGGUGCGAAGCCAAGCUCCUUGUCCCUACUCUUUGACCAAAGGUCAGAGGAAACUCGUAGCGUACGAAUGCCCCGUCUCUGGCUGGCCUACGCAUGCAGGGAGAGGGGAGUGGGAGCUGGACACGGAGAAGGGCAAAUACAUGGCUAGGCUGCGAGAGGCCAAUGAGGACGAGCACGAUCUCAGGAGCGGCAGGGAUAUUGCAGAGUUCAAGCUGCCCGCCCACCAGGGCUUUGAGGAAGUCAUCAAUUUCAGCUCCUGGGACGUCUACUUUUACACUCGUAAUCACAACUCCAUAGAGACGGACAGGCCGAGGAGGCACGUUACCAGGUUGUUGACCUUUCCGACCACGAUUGCUGGAGCUUUGCACGAGAACAGUCCAUACACCAGGAGAUCGAUGCGGCUGACUCACGAAGGUUUGCGAAGCAUGGUUGCCUUGAGACAGACCUUGCACCCCAAGCUUGGCGAGAAGCCCACGCUGGACGUCGUUCGCCUCAUCGUUGUCGGAGCUCGAGCAGAGUCUACGCUGCCACCUCAAGUCUGGGAUCAGCUGCAAUACAUAUUCCCAGGCGUCGCUUUUCACGUCUUUCUCAUCGGCCCAGAAGCUGUCCCCAAUCAGCAAAAGGACAGCGCAUACGUGACGGGACCUUCUCAACAGCCUCGCAAGAGCCGCUACGGUGUGCCUAGCAGUACGGUGGUCGUCUCAAGAGGACUGACUAUCACGACGUUGCAAGCUCCUUACGAAGAUGUGCACGCUCAAUUGGAACCUUUCGACCCAUACACCGACGUCUUUUUCGCCUUCUCGCCAGGCUUUGGUUUUCCGUCUCAGCUAGCUGUGCAAGAGGCAUUAAGAGCAAAGGCGGAAGAGAGGGAGGACGAGAAGAAGAUGAAGGCCGCCAGGGAGACUUAUUACGCCAAGAGUGCGCAGGAAGAAGAGAGCAGGGGAGAGACGCGAUCUGGGAGCAGAUCGAUGCCUUUCCGAGCCGCGGAAGGUACACCUGCGCCCGAGGGCGGAGAAAUUCCUUCCGCUGAACCCGCCCCAGCUAUGCCAGGCGCAGCCGAUCCUGGCCUCACAUCAGUCGUGAGCGCGCCGGUCGUGCAGGCACAAGCGGAGUGGGCUAGAGCCAUUGGCAACAUCCUGAGCACCAAGUGCGCCCUCAUUGCCACGGGCUUCAGCCCUGCAGACAUCGAGAGGGACGUCCUCGCUUUCGAAAGCAUUGAAGGUGUGAUGGGAGAGUUCGAGUGGCUGAUCACUCCCGGGGAGAACACCUUUGCAAGUCAACAAUGGGUCAUCGCGGACUUCGACCCCCGCGUCGCUGUAAAGGCUAAUUGGGGCAUCUGGGCAGUGCGUGGAAAGACCUACAAUAUCAACCCGCGACGUGCGAGCUUCAUGGACCGCUUAGAGGAAAGCGCAGCAGAAAAUUGAGCUCCGUAUUCCACUGUUCGUUUCGUCGUAAUUGCGGGUCUCGCAGCUAAUGAGACACUUGCGCGCAAUGAGAAGCAGAUGCGUCUGUGGCUAUUGAGAGGGGAAACAUUUCGUGCGCCUUCGUUGAGUCCGACGGCCGUAGAGAGGGAUGGUG